Messenger RNA from Puccinia triticina, 513 nucleotides. RefSeq lists its product as uncharacterized. NCBI's taxonomy places the organism in Eukaryota, Fungi, Basidiomycota, Pucciniomycetes, Pucciniales, Pucciniaceae. The transcript is spliced from 2 exons. The record is from RefSeq and is a predicted model, not a curated record. Bases 1 to 513 code for a protein of 170 amino acids.
AUGAAAAUACCAAUUCCAUGGGUUCGCAUAUUUUGGCUCGUAGCCAUCACACUGCCGCCAAGCCACUCAGUAGACCCAGAACCAGGUCGAAAGGAGAUCGACUUCUGGAAUUAUAAUCCAAAUGAACCGACUCUAAGUCCUACUGCCUCGGAGCAUGCUUUGAAUCCUUUAGAUUUGGAACCAGGUAAAAUACUAAAGGAAUUCGAUUUUCUUGGCGCUUGGGCGGAACGCAGCAAGAAACAAUCAAGUGAUACAAACAAGAAGCCCCUCUCCCGGAAAUUGGACCAGCUUUUGGAAAUUGACCGAGGAAUCCGACCGCACUGGGAUCGAGGUAAACGACUGAAGACUCAGCCAGCACAGAAUCCGCAAACUGCCGAUCGGAGACAGCUGUACCCACCAGGUGUGAUUACAUUCCCUAUGAGUUUAUAUGAAGAGGGAAGUGGGGGACAGCCAGCGCCAACUAACUUGCCUGUGCUACCGAUCCUCGCACACAUCUUACGUUUCGCGAACUAA